AUGAGUGACAGGCAGAAGGGGCUUCAAAAUGCAGUGGACACAGUUUUCAAUAGUCCUGACAGUAGGUUUUGUGUCAGACAUAUGCAUGAAAAUUUCAAAAAACUGUUUCCUGGUCUACUGCUAAAACAACUUGUGUGGAAUGCUGCAAGAGCCACUAUUCCUGCAGAGUUUGAUAUGAGGAUGGAUGAGAUAAAGAAAAUCAACACAAGUGCAUACAAUUGGCUGGCAGCAAAGAACCCAUCAGAAUGGACAAAAGCACACUUCAAAGAGGAGGCACUGGUUAAUGUGUCGUUUUACCAAAAAAAGAGAGAGAGUUUGCCUAGAUGGAGACAUACUAUACACAACAACAUCAUCAAGAUUAUUGCAAAGGAAACAGAAGUUGCUAAACGGUGUGGAGUAUCAAGAGCAAAUGCAACUAUGUUUCAAGUUCAGACGAAUCCAGGAGGUUGCAACACUGUGGACUUAGAGAAGAAAACAUGCACCUGUAGGAAGUUUCAGUUAACAGGCAUACCUUGUGGACAUGCCUUAGCUGCAAUUUGGAUGUGCAACCAUAAUUCCCAUCUCUAUGUACACCCUUAUUAUAGCAAAGAGGCUUUCGAAAAGAGUUAUGCACACACAGUUUUCCCAAUCCCAAGUCUUGACAAGUGGCCAAAAACAGGUCAAAACCCAAUCCUUCCUCCUGGAGAAAACAUUUUGCCAGGCAGGCCCAAGAAAAAAAGAAGAAGAAGUGUUGAUGAGCCACCGCCUCCAGCUACCUCAACUGCGAGAAGAACUGGUGCAAUUAUGCAUUGUGGAAAAUGCAAGCAACCUGGACAUAAUAGGAGGUAUUGCCCGAAUGAUGCAGCACCUCAGGCACAGGGUCCAAAGAAAAAAGGAGGCAGACCACCCAUCCAAAAUCCAACCAAGGAAACUCUAAAGAGAAGGAAAAGAAUGGAAAAGGAAAAAGUUAGGAAGGCUGCACAAGGUGAUGGUGCUGGGCCAUCUGCUCCAACAAACAAUGCAGGAGGGUCUAAUGCAUAG
Molecule: messenger RNA, 1020 nt
Organism: Cannabis sativa
Lineage: Eukaryota; Viridiplantae; Streptophyta; Magnoliopsida; Rosales; Cannabaceae
Exons: 3
Coding region: 1-1020 (339 amino acids)
Molecular function (GO): zinc ion binding
Source: RefSeq, a predicted model, not a curated record